CGUACCUUUGGCUUUUGCACCAACUCUCUUCUUAUGGCAAACGUAGAACCAACCACAGCCGGAGACCAAGACGCCGCCAAAACACCUCACAGGUACGUAGCGUGGGGCCUUCUGCCCGAUCCGGUUUCCCGUCGGAUCAAAAACGUGACGGAGGGCCUCCGGGCCGAGUUCGGUGGGCCGGAGAUCAUCGUGCCCCACAUACCCAUUUUAGGGUCCAUCAUUUUGACGGAGGAAGACGCCGUCAACACCUUCAGACAAGCCUGCCAGGCCAUCGGUACCAUCCCUUGCAAGGUCACUCACGUCGCCACCAGUCCCUUCUAUUACCAGUGUGUUCACCUCUUCAUUGAUCCAGACCAUGAGGUGCAGCAACGAACUGAAACUUUCGCGCGCUUUUUCAGACGCAUUAGUAAUAUGCUACAUCUGAGUCUCCUUUAUGGGGAGCUGACAGAUGAAGAGAAGAAACGAGCUCAAGAAAAAGUUAGUGUUCUGGAUGAGGCCAUUACCAGCUUCAAUUUCACCAUAGAUCGCCUUGCAUUGUACAAAUGUCACGAUGAAGACAGAACUCAACAGUCUUGGGAGAAGAUUCUUGAACUCCGCCUUCAUUAGGUUUUAGUUCAAUAUUUGAGCUUCUCGCUAUACUAGUUGAGCCUAGCUAGUAAUGAAUUGUCAUUCAACACUUGGAGUGUGAUCGAUAGUUCGAUCAAGUACAGAUGUUUGAUGUCUGAUGCUAUAUGCAUAGGUUUUGAAUAUUCAUAUUUUUUAAUUAGCAACUCAGCUUCA
Molecule: messenger RNA, 780 nt
Organism: Rosa rugosa (rugosa rose)
Lineage: Eukaryota; Viridiplantae; Streptophyta; Magnoliopsida; Rosales; Rosaceae
Product: cyclic phosphodiesterase-like
Exons: 3
Coding region: 34-606 (190 amino acids)
Biological process (GO): cyclic nucleotide metabolic process
Molecular function (GO): 2',3'-cyclic-nucleotide 3'-phosphodiesterase activity
Source: RefSeq, a predicted model, not a curated record